AUGAUAGAAAGUGACACCCGGUCCAAAAUGUCAGGAAUGAUCAGAAGCUCCGGGCACAGCCACCACCGCUCUCCACAGGAAUACAGGUUCCUGCCUCCCGCGGGUGAUGACGACCUCCCUGGGGACCUUCAGUCACUGUCAUGGCUCACAGCCGUGGACGUGCCUCGACUGCAGCAGAUGGCAAGUGGGAGGAUAGACCUGGGCAGCCCCGGAGUGCCACAUCCACACCCAGGUGCCAUGGCUGGGGUGGCAGACCUGCAUGUGGGUGCAGCCCCACGUCCCAUGCUCCGUAGCCAGACCGCGAUGGUCCCCAGAGGCAUGCUGGGCUUGAGCCCCAUAGGCAGCUACAGAGCCAGCGCCGAGCAGAUGAACCAGUUCCCCGUAGGAGGGCAGUCAUCAUCGGGCCUGCAGGAAAUGCCACAGCUGUACUCUCCAGCUACCCAAAUCCAGUUCCCUCUGCCUUCCGGGUCCCAGCAGUGUCCUCCCAGCAGCCUCUAUGGCUCUCCAUUCGCAGCCCGGCCUCCCUACCCGCAGGCCCACAUGACUGUGCAUUCACCUCAAGAGGCACACCCCAAACACUACCCCAAGCCCAUCUACUCCUACAGCUGUCUGAUCGCCAUGGCUUUGAAGAGUAGCAAGACAGGCAGCCUGCCCGUCAGUGAGAUCUACAGCUUCAUGAAGGAGCACUUCCCCUACUUCAAGACAGCACCUGACGGCUGGAAGAACUCAGUGAGACACAACCUAUCCCUGAACAAAUGCUUUGAGAAGGUGGAAACCAAGUCCAGUGGCUCCUCACGCAAGGGCUGCCUGUGGGCCCUGAACCUGGCUCGCAUCGACAAGAUGGAGGAGGAAAUGCACAAGUGGAAAAGGAAGGACCUCGCCGCCAUACACCGCAGCAUGGCCAACCCUGAGGAGUUAGACAAGCUCAUCUCAGACCGCCCAGAAAGCUGCCGGUGUCCUGGAAAACAAGGGGAGCCUGAGGUUCCAGUGCUGACCCGCGCCACGACGGUGGCCAUGACCCACAGCUGCCUGGCCAUCUCCCAACUCCCACCUAAGCCACUGAUGACCCUGUCCUUGCAGUCAGUCCCCCUGCACCACCAGGUCCAGCCCCAGGCACAUCUGGCCCCCGACUCCCCAGCACCGGCCCAGACCCCACCUCUUCAUGCCCUACCCAAUCUCAGCCCGGGGCCUCUCCCCCAGCCAGCCAUGGGCAGGGUUCCUGGGGACUUCCUCAACAUCAGCACUGACAUGAACACAGAGGUGGACGCCCUGGACCCCAGCAUCAUGGACUUCGCUCUACAGGGUAACCUGUGGGAAGAAAUGAAGGAGGAGAGCUUCAGCCUGGACACGCUGGGGGCCUUCGGAGACUCCCCACUUGGCUGUGACCUGGGAACCCCAAGCCUGACCCCUGUCUCUGGCAGCGGUGACCAGCCCUUUCCAGAUGUGCAGGUGACAGGUCUCUAUGCGGCCUAUUCCACUGCCACAGCAGACAGUGUGGCCCCAUCCGUGGUCAACUCUGCACAGUACCUGGGAACUCCGGGGAACAAACCCAUUGCUCUGCUUUGA
Rattus rattus (black rat) is the source of this 1566-nucleotide messenger RNA. RefSeq names its product forkhead box N4 (gene Foxn4). The record is from RefSeq and is a predicted model, not a curated record. The transcript has 9 exons. Gene Ontology annotation, cellular component: nucleus. Gene Ontology annotation, molecular function: cis-regulatory region sequence-specific DNA binding; DNA-binding transcription factor activity. NCBI's taxonomy places the organism in Eukaryota, Metazoa, Chordata, Mammalia, Rodentia, Muridae. Gene Ontology annotation, biological process: regulation of DNA-templated transcription. Bases 1 to 1566 code for a protein of 521 amino acids.